Messenger RNA from Nicotiana tabacum (common tobacco), 887 nucleotides. RefSeq lists its product as uncharacterized. Gene Ontology annotation, molecular function: RNA binding. Gene Ontology annotation, biological process: RNA processing. Gene Ontology annotation, cellular component: cytoplasm; nuclear exosome (RNase complex). The record is from RefSeq and is a predicted model, not a curated record. NCBI's taxonomy places the organism in Eukaryota, Viridiplantae, Streptophyta, Magnoliopsida, Solanales, Solanaceae.
GUUUAAACUUAAACCCUUGACAUUGGCUUAGAAACCAAGAAUCAAAGGCUUAAAUAUAGGGUACAAAAUAGAAAUUUAACAACCACAUAUAACACUGCAAAAACCUUUUAACACACGUUGUGAGAGGGCUGCGUUGCUGGAGAAUGACGAAAGCAAUGGAAACUGAGACUCAAGAGGUGGUGACGCCGGGACAAGUAUUGGGUAAAGCGUCACAGUUGAAAGCCGGAAAAGGAGCUUACGUUUCAACCGAACACGACACCGUUUACGCCUCUCUCACCGGUUUCCGUUCUCUCAUACCUCCGCCUUCUGACUCUCUUGACCAGAGACCAACAGUGGAAGUUACUGGUCAUAAGGCCCAUGGAGCUGUUCCUCAGCCCGGUUCAAUUGUUUUUGCUAGAGUCACUAAGGUUAUGCCUAGAAUGGCUUCAGCAGACAUAGUGUGUGUUGAUUCCAAGUCUGUGCGUGAGAAAUUCACCGGCAUUAUUAGGCAACAGGAUGUGAGAGCGACUGAGAUUGACAAAGUCGACAUGCAUUUGUCCUUCCGCCCGGGUGAUAUUGUUCGUGCAUUGGUGCUAUCACUUGGAGAUGCACGGGCAUAUUAUCUGUCAACUGCAAAAAAUGAGCUGGGUGUUGUAUCUGCUGAAAGUGCAGCUGGUGGUACCAUGGUUCCAAUUAGCUGGACAGAAAUGCAGUGCCCUCUAACAGGUCAAGUAGAACAGAGAAAGGUGGCCAAGGUUGAAGCUUGAGUUGGCUCAAUUCAGAUUGUGUUGCUCUUAACUGCAGCCUUCUGCCUUUACCUUUUUGAGGGAAGGAGAGCAAUUUGUUUCGUUUAAAUUAGAAAACUGAUUUCCCCAAGGAAUGUAGAAUCUACAACACCCCCCCCCCCC